CUGAAUCUCUAGAACAAGAACUAAUAACAAGGAAUGCACCAAAUAUAGUUAACAGUGCUGAAGGUCUUACUUCAAAUGCCUUAGACAUGUCUAACAAUAUGAUUGUAUCAAAAAUAGAAUCUUCUAGAAAGAGUCAUGUAGAGUCAGAUAAUACUGCAUAUACAACUCCAGAGACAAUACAAGAAGAAGUAUAUGAGAAGACAAAACUUAUAUCUACAAAUGAGAAUAAUACUGAAGAGACAAGUAUACUAGAUAUAAACUCAGAGAAAGAGACAGCUUUAACAGAAAAGCCUAUAAAUACUGAACUUAAAGAAACAAUCUGUAUAAGCAAAAAUAGAGAUAAAUUAAUAGAUGAUUAG
This is a messenger RNA of Scutellospora calospora, 359 nucleotides long. Lineage: Eukaryota; Fungi; Glomeromycota; Glomeromycetes; Diversisporales; Gigasporaceae. The record is from the annotation of a GenBank genome assembly.